GCCAUGUCCUAUUUCAUGUCUCCACAAACUCAUCACGGUCUUCUGCCUUCCAGCCAAGGUGGGGCUGUUUCUCCAGGCUCAUCCCUUGGCCUCUAUAGUCCGAUAGAGCCAAUGCUGGUGGCCUCUAGCGGACUAGGCCCGCUGGGCCAGAAAGCUGAGCAGGUGGCACCUGUUGCCCAGGCCUGGGGUCUGGCCCUGGCAGUGCCGGAAGCCAGGGGCUGCCCUGGGGGGGCUAGCUGGGAGACACUGCAGCGGAAGGAGUAUGGCCGAUACAACCACAAAUUCCCCCAGGCAACACAGCCUGAGAGCUUGGGCUGGGAGGAUGGAUGCUCCAGAAGCAGAGCUCCCCACAUGGGUGGCCCCGGCAGGCCCGGGCCCCUGCUGCUGUGUGGGCUGUCACCAGGGGUUCUACCGACGUCCACUGAGGCAGCGGGGAAGGAGGCCGGCUCCCAGCCUGACAUCUGCAUCCUCACCCUGGCCAUGAUGAUCGCUGGCAUCCCCACCGUGCCUGUCCCAGGCCUGCGGGAAGAGGACCUGAUCCGGGCGGCUCAAGCUUUCAUGAUGGUGCAUCCGGAGCCAGAGGGGGCCAUGGAGGGGGCGCGGUGGGAGCAGGCACUUGCCCACACAGCCUCUGGGCAAGCGCCCCUAAUGAGAUCCAGGAGAGGCCAGCCUCCUGGCUCCUGCUUGUAGCUGGAUAAAAUAGUACCAGACACAUA
Odobenus rosmarus divergens (Pacific walrus) is the source of this 716-nucleotide messenger RNA. RefSeq names its product spermatogenesis associated 25 (gene SPATA25). Lineage: Eukaryota; Metazoa; Chordata; Mammalia; Carnivora; Odobenidae. The record is from RefSeq and is a predicted model, not a curated record. The transcript has 2 exons. Gene Ontology annotation, biological process: spermatogenesis. The coding region runs from base 4 to 690 and encodes 228 amino acids.